AUGAUUUCUACAUGGAUCCGGUGGGCAGUCCAUGGGAUGGUCGUCCGAUCGGCUCUUUUCCCAAUAUUAAUGGCUUUGGCUCUAGUCAUUCUGCUCACCUCCCACACAAGCUCUAUUGUCUCUUCAACCCGUGCCCAAGUUUCUUCUCCAUCAAGAUUUCGUGACGAUGCAUUAAAUACGUAUUCUGAUUCAAAUUCUCCCAAUCAGGAAGAUUCCCCGCUUAAAAUUUCUAGCGGUGAAAUUUCAUCUCGUUGUAACUCUUUAUUGACUUACGGAAGAUACUUUGACCAAGACAAAUUCUUGCCCAAGGCAUGGCAGCCCGACGGAUGCACUCUACACCCUUACCAAGAUAUUUCUGGCUCUUACCAAGCUUGUCUUGAACCUGGAGAUGAAAUCAUAGUCGCAGGCGACAUGACCACCAAACAGGUCUUUUAUGGAUUUCUCAACGCAUUAUGGCCUGAGCGAUAUUACAACCAAGUUGAAGAUGAGUUUCAUAACUUUGACUUUACAUUACCAACAGAUGUGCGCGUUCGGUUUUUAGCUAUGCCUUAUUUUAACGGAUCCAAUGCAGAUAUUAUUGCCGAUAUUGCUAAAAAUGGCACCAAAUCUCUUCACAAAGCUAAUGCUUUAAAACUUGCCCAAAAAAAUAAUCGUAUCAGCCAUCCUCGAUCAUAUCUUUUUGCAUCUGGAGGACUCCAGUUUUUUUCAAAAUCAACCAAUGAUGAACUCCCCCAGAAAAACCAUGAAUUCACUCAAAACUUAGGCUUAUUCCUCACUUCACUUUUAGACCCAAUCAGCCAGGAUGGUCACUUGGCUUUUGAACGGAUUUAUUAUGCCCCACCACUGAUUCCCUAUUAUCCCAUGCUUAACUCUACAAAUAAACAAGCCUACCCACUAGGACUUAUUACCAAUGUUGUGGCCAAUACUGAUAACCUUAUUAAAUUUCAAAGGGACCCUGAUGGCAGACCCUUAUCUGGGGGUAUAGUUUCGAAAGCAACUUUUGCUAAAAAUUUGAACCUACCUAAACUAUUUUAUGUUCCAGUGAUUAACGACCUUGUAGGAGCAAACCAUGCCGAAUUAUAUCAAACCGAUGGAAUCGGGUAUAUUGAACAAACACGUACUCUUAUGGCCAAUAUUCUGCUUAAUCAUAUGUGCAACCAAAGGCUUGCAGAUGCUGCAGAUGCUGGUGUACUUAAUGAACCUUUUAAAGGAACUUGCUGCGUCGACUAUGCCCCCGUUUCAGAAUCUUCACGAGCUGGUCUUUCAAUUCUUUUAAUCUUGUCAUUUAUUUCCAUUUUAUUUUUUUUCUUUAUUACAGUUAAUUCUGCUUCAGAAAGUAUGGGAGUUUCGGUUUUACAACUAGUUUUACCAGCAUUUACUUUACUAAUGACUCUGGUUGUGGUUUUCUAUGUCUAUUACACUGAACGCACCCACAAAUUUGUUAAAGUUGGUCUUAAUUAUACCCCAUAUUUAUUCAUAAUACUUAUCCAAUUUGUUGGUUUCUUGGGUGCAGCCUCAUUUGGUCCUACAAAAGCUCACAACUGGCAACUUAAAGAAUUUAAAGGAGGAUGCCUGCUAAUUUUACUUGCAAUUGAAAUAUCAGGAUACGAUAAUAUUGACUCCAAAUUUGAGGGCGCUCUUUUGGCUCGUUUAGCUUUGACAUCCUGGGCAGCAGUAGAUGUUUACAUUUACACUACCCAUUAUAUUUCUCAGUUAAGGAUUAACCAAUCUUCUUUUUACAAGGCUCUCAAGUUUCCCGCUAUAAACAUUUUGCAUGUAUUUUUGCUUCCCCAACUUAUAUCUUUACUUCUUAUUCCACAUGCAUCAGAAAAUCUUUCACACUUUCAGGUUCUUGCUACUGUUGCACCAAUCUCUGCUAAGCUUUUAUUUUGGUACAUGUUUGUGGCCAUUGUUAUUCCUAUUGUCUGUGCACUGACAAUAUCAUCAUUGGACUUUGUGACCAGACUGGGUAGUCACCAAAUGCGCAAUACUGCAGCUGUCGCUAUUCAAAUGACAGUGAUUACUUCUAUUGCUUUUGUUGUUUAUAUUUUACGCCGUCACUUAGUAUCACAAAUAGCUUUAGAUCGAAAUCAGACACUUUCAUCAUUUCAAUACAAAUACCAACGCCAACACCCUAUUCUUGAUGAUUUUUGGGUGCUUUUUUUUGCUGUACUUACCGCUUGGUUGGCCCACUCCAAGGAAAUUUUGAGCCCUGUUUUAACAGCAGAAUCGAAUCUUGGUGGAAAGUCAAUAGUCCAAAUUUUACAGGAAUGGAAGUUCCCAGAAAUAUUUUCCAAGUGGUCAGGAUAUAUUUCCGCAGUUCUAGCAUGUUUACUUGGAAAUUAUCUUUUCUACGCAUUUAAAUUCCCUAUUCCACAUCUUAAUGGGUCUGGAACGAUUGCUACGUUUUCUGAUUAUAACCUUGAACUAUAUGCUGAUUCUAUGGAGAACCGCGGAGCAGCAUAUACACCCGCCAUUCACACAUUGGUUACUCUUUCAAUCUUUGGAUUAUGGGCUGUGCUACGCUAUAAUGUAUUUUCAAAAAAAUAUGCUGCCCGUGCUUACAUUUUUGUAUCAUCUUGUGGGUUUGAGUUACUGGUGAUGCGUCGUCAUGUACUGCUUACGAAUUUUGGGAGCAAUUUCCUUUACAUCUUGUCCGGCGGGACCGGACAGCAGCCUAGAACUGACCCCUCGUGGGAUCUUUCUUACAGUCAAAACAGUGCUGUUGAUACCAUGGCAGAACGCUUGUCUCAAGGACCCGAUAAAUCAUGGUGGAUACUUUUUAGUCUGAAUCUUACUAUAACUUCAGGGAUUUGUAUUGUACUUGCAAAAGCAUGUGCAAUUGGUUGGGAGUAUUAUUUGGAUUCAACUGAAACUGGUGAACCGGAAAAAAGAGAUUCAUUUUAA
Molecule: messenger RNA, 2907 nt
Organism: Magnusiomyces paraingens
Lineage: Eukaryota; Fungi; Ascomycota; Dipodascomycetes; Dipodascales; Dipodascaceae
Exons: 1
Coding region: 1-2907 (968 amino acids)
Source: RefSeq, a predicted model, not a curated record